Molecule: messenger RNA, 714 nt
Organism: Glarea lozoyensis ATCC 20868
Lineage: Eukaryota; Fungi; Ascomycota; Leotiomycetes; Helotiales; Helotiaceae
Product: Acyl-CoA N-acyltransferases (Nat)
Exons: 2
Coding region: 1-714 (237 amino acids)
Molecular function (GO): protein N-terminal-serine acetyltransferase activity; protein-N-terminal-alanine acetyltransferase activity
Source: RefSeq, a predicted model, not a curated record
AUGUCAACCCCAACUCAACCCCUAGGAGCACCCAGCUCAUCAACUCCAGCACAAAUCCCAAAUGCCUCAUCACCAACCUCAACCCUCACUGGAAAAUACGUCUCUCUCCGACCCCUCACCAACUCCGAUAUCCCCGCCCUCUUCACAUCCCUCUGCGGCCCCUCAAAUGCCUCCCUAUGGACCUACCUCCCCUUCGCCGGCCCCUACGACUCCCUGGAAGCCUUCACGUCCUACAUCGGAUUCCUCAUCUCCAACAUAUCAUCUACCGGCGAUUUCCCUUUCGUCAUCACUAAACUGUCUGACUCUAAGAUCGUGGGGAUUAGUUGUCUGAUUAAUAUUGUGCCGGCGCAUCGCCGCGCGGAGAUUGGGUUUGUGACGUAUGCGCGCGAGUUACAGCGGACGAGGGAGGCGACGGAGGUUGCGUACUUGCUGUUAAACUAUGCGUUUGGGUUGGGAAAUGAGAGGGUGGAGUGGAAGUUGGAUGCGUUGAAUGGGCCGAGUAAGAGGGCUGCUGAGAGGUAUGGGUUUACGUAUGAGGGGACUUUUAGGAAGCAUAUGGUGGUCAAAGGUCGUAGGAGAGACACAUCUUGGUACUCCAUCAUUGACGAUGAGUGGAAUGCCAAUGUUAAGCACGCAUUUGAAGCUUGGUUAUCUGAUGACAAUUUCGACGAAAGAGGACAGCAAAUUAAGAAAUUGGAGGAGUUUAGAAAAUAG